Messenger RNA from Centruroides sculpturatus (bark scorpion), 1170 nucleotides. RefSeq names its product actin-related protein 5-like. The transcript has 11 exons. Bases 1 to 1155 code for a protein of 384 amino acids. Gene Ontology annotation, cellular component: cytoplasm; Ino80 complex. The record is from RefSeq and is a predicted model, not a curated record. Gene Ontology annotation, biological process: regulation of DNA-templated transcription. Lineage: Eukaryota; Metazoa; Arthropoda; Arachnida; Scorpiones; Buthidae.
AUGAUUGGUUCAUUCAGCCUCAUGAUAAGAAUAAUUAACUUGCGAAANUGGGCAUCUGAGAAAGAUCCUUGUUUAGUAUUUAGAAAUUUAUUAGCAAAAAAUCGAAAUAAAAAGGAUCAUGAUAUUCAAAUUGGAAAUGAUAUAUCAAAUUCUGAACUUCUUUGCUUGCUUUUAAAAACGCAGUUUGAUCGAAAUGUAGUCACUCAGUUUGAUGUUCAGGAAUUAAUAUUUGAUCAUAUUUUUAGCCAUCUUGGUAUUAAUACUUCAGGAUGUGUUGACCACCCUAUAGUUUUGACAGAAGCCAUUUGCAAUCCAAGUUAUUCUAGACAAUUGAUGUCUGAAUUACUUUUUGAAUGUUAUCAAGUGCCAAGUGUAGCUUAUGGACUUGAUGCUGUGUUUAGUUUUUAUUACAACAUUCCAAAAUAUCAAACUCAGAAUGGUAUAAUAUUAUCUAGUAGUUAUAAUACAACUCAUAUUCUACCAAUUCUACAAGGUCAAAUAGAUUUUCCUCAAUGUCGUCGAAUAAAUGUUGGUGGUAAUCAUUUGAUAAUGUUUCUUCAUCGUAUUUUACAGUUAAAAUAUCCUACACAUUUUUCUGCUAUUAACAGAACUAGAUGUGAGAAUUUAAUUUUCCAACAUAUGAAAGUUGCCUUGAACUUCCAGGAAGAAUUAGAAAAUUGGAAUGAUAUGGAGUAUUAUAAUAAACAUGUACAUAAGAUACAGUUACCUUAUACACCUAUUCCAGGAAGUCACAGUCCUGUAAUAGAUGGAAAAAUGGAACGCUGCUUUUCAAUGUUAAAACGAUUACAGGAAUUAAAUGCUGAAAAACGAGCAGAAACUUUAAUGAGAGAUGAGGAAAAGUUGCAACAUUUUCUUAAUAUGCAAGAAAUAUUAGAUGAUGAUGAAGAAGACUUAUUUUUGCAAAAAAGUUUACAUGAAUUCGGGCUUAGUUCAGUCACAGAACUUCAGAUUGCUAUUAAUAAAUUAAAUCAGAAGAUUCGAAAAACAAGAAAUUAUGUUCCUUAUUUCUCGUUUGGAGAAAGUGAUGGGCAGGAAACAUUACAAAAAUCAAGUUGUGGGGAGUUGGAAUUACAUAAAUUUUCUGAUCCUGAAAGUUGGAUUAAAGCUGUGAAACAGAGAUGUGAAGUAAGUUAGAUUUUCAUUAAAGUA